GACUUUAGAAAAGCUUUCAACGUGUCUUUGUAGCUUAAAUAAUAUAAUUAUUUUGAAAUGACACACACUUCAUAUUUGUCAUUGACAAUGGUAUUAAAUCUUCUUGAUUUUAAAAUGCAUUUUAUUCAUUAAUUCUGUUUGAUUUUAUAUUUCAUACUUUGUCAACAUCUUUAUAUUCUCUUUGUUAUCUUAAAAUCUGCCACUAUAUUAAAUUCUUAUCUAUUUUACCACUAAUGCUUCAAUCCUCUUUAAGGGAAACAUUAAACUUUAAAACCAGGACCAGAAAAUCUGUAAAAGCUCUUAGUUUAUAAGUUUAUUUUUUUAAAUGUUUUUGAACUUAAUCCUCUCAAAUUCUCUAUUCAAUAUUUCUAAAAUUAAAAUAAAUAGAAAAGACAAUUGACAACCUUGUCUUGUUCCUUUUUUGUAUCUCACAUGGUUUAAAUAAAUCACCAUUAUUACUUGUGCCUUCUGUGAAGUAUAUAUACAUUUUAUGCAUAUUAAAAACAAUUCUCUCCAAAGUUCAUAUUUUAUGAAAGUUUAAAUAAUUUUUUAAACAGACAGUCUAAUUCAAAUUAUAUAAAGCUUUAUCUGGAUCCCAAAACAAGUAAUACAAUUUAUUUUUCUUUAUGCUUUUUAAAAUAUUUUAAACUAUCCAGCACAGGGAGUUACUUUCCAUGAAAUAGGCAAGCCAUAUAAAUUUGACAAACAAAUAAUCUUGUAGCUAUCUUUUGGGCAAAAACAUACAUAGGUCUUUAUAAAUAAAUUUCUGUAAAAUCAUUUUCAAUCUAUCUGGAUAAUUCUGAACAAUGUAAAAUCAUUAUUAAAUAGUGAUAUUGUUCUAUUAUUUUUUUUGUCAGAGUUAAAUCAUGUCUUUCCUUAAGCAUUAAUGUUCGUAUCUUUCCAAGUCUCUGCCAUCUUUGUUCCUUGUAAAACGAAAUCCAUUGUGUUUUGCAAGGAUUGUAAAAGUUCAUCCUCACUGUGAAAAUCUUUUAUUUGGAUACUGAAUGGGAUGGCUUCUAAAAAUUUAGCAGUGAUGUCUACAGUAGUAUUCCUCAGUCUGGUGCCCUUUAUAUUUGAGUACAGCUCAGUAUUUUAGAAAUGACAGUUCAACUCAUAGGGCAAUAAUCUAUACAAGUAGAAGGCAAACAAUUUGCUUUGCAAUAAUGAACAAAGGACACAUCUAGCCAAAACAUCCCGACCAUAUACCAUAGCAAAAUACUAAAUCUUUAGAAGCAAUCUGCCUCUGGAUAUGCUUUAUUCAUUUGCAAUGGUUAAUACAACUCCACUGACAUCAAUGAGACCUCAUAUCAGGAGACUGUGAGUUCUAGACCUACCUUAAUAUGAAAGUCAACUGGGUGACUUUGAACCAAUCACUGUCUCUCAGCCCAAAUCAAAAUCACAGGGAAAAUAGGGGGAGGGAGGAGUAUUAGGUAUGUUAACUAUCUUAAGUUGUUGAUAAAAAAAACAAAUAAAAGAGGAUUCAAAAAAAUCUUUUUAAACAAUGCUUCAGUCUGGCUUUAUAGCAUCAAAGAAUGAUCCCCAAUGGUUUGUACUGGAGCAACUCAUGUUGAAUGAGUUGUCUUUAAGUUAAUGAUGUUAUCCUAUUUUCCAGUUUUCAUAAAAAAAUAAAGAGUAUUUGAGCAUGUCUUUAUCAAUUGCUUAUGUAGUGAAGCUGUCUGAGAGUGUUUGCAGGAGCUUGGUUGGGAAGGGAGAGAUUGGGACAGCUGCUGCUGGCUUGGGGUGUGGCCGGUGUGGCUGGAGAAAAAGAUAGAAAAGGAAAGGAAAGGGCUGGGGGUGGCUGUUGCAGUUUGUCAGGUGAAGGUAAAGGGACUGGACGUUUUAUUUGCUUUUCUUCGUAAGGAGGAUAUUUUAAACAAAGGCUAGAGUUUUGAUCCUGUCAGACGGAACAGUCUGCCUCCUGAGGCCAGUUAGGACCUACUCUACCUUGAUGACUUUUCAAGACUACUUAAGAUUGAAUUAUUUCAGAAUAUCUCCAGGGAGUAAGAUGGCAAUAAUAAAUUACAUCAAAUCAAAAGAAGACACCUGAUUACAAAGAUGAUUUCAACACAACCUUCUCAAUCUAAACAUUUACCUUUGAGAAAGAAAAGCUGUGAUGGCGAUGGUGAUAAUGAUGAUUUUCUCCUGCAGAUAGAAUUUUCUCCAAUAAAUAAACUUGAUCCCACUUUCCAAACACAGAGAGAUGGAGGGGGCAUAAAGGGAUCUAAUAAACAGAAGAGAUUGGGAAAUUUCCAUUGUGACAUAUUUUGAGAAGCUGCUUGCACCAGAUCCAAAAAUCUAUGCAUUCUUCAGAACUGAAUACUGCACAGCUGUACCUCAUGCACUAGUGGUCGUUAUGUAGCCUGAAAGAUUUCAAGGAAGAUUCUAUGGAUGUCAGGAACACUGGAAGAAAUUCCACCGAAUAUCUAGUUUGCUAGGCUUGUUCUACAAUAGUCAAACAAUUGCCAUUUUAAAUCCAUAAUCAUAAGGCGACUGAAACAGCAAACCUCCUGAUACUGUUACCCAGCAACUGGCAUUCAAAGGCAUACUGAUUCUGGAACUAAAGACUCUUUCAUCUUGACUUCAUUUUACUUCAACUCAGGAAAACAUGCUCAUCCUUGAAUACCUUAAUAUUAAUAUUAACCUCCAUGGAUACAGUCAUGUGUGAAAGCAUACACUAUUCUUGCUGCAUGUGUACAGAUGAUAUGAUAUUCUGUUCUAAAAUGAUAUUUAGAUUUAUUAGAAUUAUUAUAAUUCAAUUUGAUCUGCCUUGUAAGCAUGUUAACAGAAAAAGGGGAUGAAGAGUGUUUAAUUAUUGGUAUGAUCCCAGAGUCAUUGUACAGUUCAUUUCCAUUUUAUUUAUUUCAAUUUCUGUUUGAAACAAUGAGGUUAAUAGUUAUCACUAGGUGUAUACAAUGAGGUCCAUGUCAGUAUAAAAUAACUUUAGGUAGUUCAGAUUUCUGUAUAGGAGGAGUCUCCAAAUUUUCUGACACCUGGGACAAGAAGGCAACUUGGAACAAGAUGUGGUUGCUUUAAAAAGUUGCAAACAGUUGCUACAUUCACAUUCCUGCAUACUCUAAAGCAACUUUUGGAACUAAAUGUGAAGCAUUGUACAGUCAUAAAAUAGUAAAAUGUGCAUGAAAAAGCUGUGUCUUAUACUACACUCCAAAAUCCAUUUUUUCAAGAAUGGCAAGGGAGCAAUCGACUAAUAUAAAUUCCUUGGGAUCAUUACUAUUAGAUUAUGAUUCUGUGUACCAGAUUUUAGGGACUCACGUAACAGGGUGCUAUGUGUUAUUAGUAAUCAUUAAAACCCUUCUACCCAUUUUCAUUUCAUAAUAAAUCACUAGCUUUCCUUCAUGAAUUAACCUUUAAUUCCUUUCUGCACUCAGUCCCAAUGCAAAGUAUCUUCCUUCACUCCUCUGUACUUUUCCACCAUUGUCUUAUUUAAUAAUACAUGCUACCUCUUGAGUCCUUCAUUGUUAUUUUCCUUUAUGCAUUCUUGUCUUAUAGCUAAAUGGGUGUUUACAUGAAUAUAAUACAAUAGCGGUGUCUUGCUUUUGCAUAUAUAUUUUUUUAAAAAAUUUAUUCAUAAUACAAUUAAAACAACAAUGGACAAACAUGACAUUCCAGAGUGAAUUUUCCUAUCAGUUCCUAUCACAGUGUCAAGCUCCCGAGGGCUUGACAUGCAAACGGGGACGGGGGGGAGCAGACGGCAGCCCAAAACCUCAGGCAACCACCGAGCAACAAGCCAUCACAGCUGGAGCCCGGUCUGAGCAGGGAUACUUGGCUGGCCCGCCUCUCCGCGCUGACGCACAGGCGCAAACGGGCGCUGGUCUAUUUGCGAGUCUGGAAUUCCCCGACGAUCAGCUGGGGGCGGCAAGCCCGGAAUUCCCCGCGGUUCAGCUGCUGUCGGCAAACCCGGAAGUCCCCGAGAGGCAGCUGCGGUUGGCGAGUCGAAUGCCCGCCGGCACGUCGCCGUGGGACGGGGACCCUCUGCAACUACAGGGGGAUCCAGCGGGGGUAGCGGGUGGGGGUUACUUACCAGACAGAGGGGCCAGUAGGCAGGGAGAGCUUGGCGGUGGGAAGGUAAUGCGCGGACCGGACGCAUGGACAGAAGGAUGCGGGGGUGGGGCUCCGUCGGCGAAAGGGAGAGCACAGGGAAAAGGUGGAGCAUUUAUCCAAUUCAAGCGGAUGUUGGCUUGGAGUUGGGGGCGGGAGCACAGGGUGUGGCACACAGUUAUAGAGCGCUGGGAGAAAACCACUCCCAGUGCUGACUUUGUUUCAUCUUCACAAUAAAUCAAUUGGUGAGUUCAGUGUGUACCGGCGUUCCUUUUGUUCUUACUCACGGACGACUUCGGAUGCACUUGACAGUAAGUCAGCACUCCUUUUUCUUCCUUCACCUUUGUGCUUGCUAGAGAGGAGAGAGAUAUGGCGGAAGGCACGCAGGGCGUUUCCCUGGCCGAGGGGGAGGUGGAGGCUGGCGACGGUGUUGAGGCCGUGCCGGUGCCGGACCAGGCGGCCGAGCAGCCUGUGGUGCGGCCAAAGUUGCUGUUGGCCGCAAACCCAGGACCCGGAGUGGAAGAGACAGGGGCCGUGAAGCCACAGGAGGAGUGGUGGCAAAGCCCGGCGUUGACCGGGGUGCAGACCGGGCAACCCCUGACGCCCAAGCCGAAACCCAGUCACUCGGGAUGGAGGGAGAGGCGUGUCACCUCCGAGGACGAUGAGGACUGGAGCUAUUCAACGGCUCCGGGCCAAGAUACGAUGGAAAUUUUGCGACACCGGUUUGGCGAGGCGAGCUACAGGGGUGCUUCCAACAUGUGGCAGUCGGAAGAAGACUCUGCGGCGCGCACUCCAUCAUCCAGGUUCCGGCUGAGCAGUCCGUGGCUGCGGUUGCCGCCUCCAGCAGGUGGGUCGGCCCUCACGGGUCUCCCGUCGGGCGGCCCGCCGGGUCAGCCGCAAUCAGCCCAGCAGGCUGGUUCCAGAAAUGUGGCUAGAGGGCCUGCAGUGAGAGGGGGCGUGGAACGGCAGGGACCUGUACCCAGAUAUGCCAACAUCGGGUCAGGCCAAACCCUGGGACCAUGGGGUCCGGGGAGUUCAUGGGGACCCCCUCCUAUCCCUGUCACGUUUGACGGCAAUCCCGAUCACCUGGCAAUGUUCCUGGGCCAGGCUAUAAGCCAUCUAGAUCAAUAUGCCCAAUUAUAUGCCUCUCAAUGGACCAUGGUCGGCGCCGUCACCGCUGCUCUGCACGGAGAGGCGGCUGCCUGGGCGGCCGACCUGUACAGCGACCAUGCCCGUGAAUUGGGGAGCGCGGGCCUGUUCUUGGACGCAUGGGAGGUUCGAAGAUCCCACCCGAGCGCAGAGAGCCGAGGCGGACCUCCUUGCGCUCCAGCAGGGGAAGUGCCCAGCUAUCGAAUAUGUGCGGGACUUCCGUAAGUUAGCUGGCCGAUUGUAUUCUUCGUGGCCAGAGCGCCUGCUGGUGCAUCAUUUUCGGGCCGGGCUGGACCAAGAUCUGCGUCAAGCCUGCGUGUACAGGGGAGUUCCGAAUAGACUUCGGGACUGGUAUAAGGUAGUGGUGGAGUUGGAGGUGGGCCUUAAGGAGGUGCAUCGAGGAGUAGGGGACAUCCUGCGGCCACAAAAAUUUAAUACAUUGUUCUUAACCUCUAUAUAAGCCUCAUCUUUUAUACAAUACAAUUAUAUAUACAAUUAUAUGUACAGUUAUGUAUAUCUUUUAAUUCUAUCAUUAGCUUGA
Messenger RNA from Crotalus tigris (Tiger rattlesnake), 5746 nucleotides. RefSeq names its product proline-rich transmembrane protein 2-like. Lineage: Eukaryota; Metazoa; Chordata; Lepidosauria; Squamata; Viperidae. The record is from RefSeq and is a predicted model, not a curated record. The transcript is spliced from 7 exons. The coding region runs from base 4426 to 5430 and encodes 334 amino acids.